This is a messenger RNA of Drosophila innubila, 2650 nucleotides long. RefSeq names its product DNA ligase 3 (gene DNAlig3). Gene Ontology annotation, molecular function: DNA ligase (ATP) activity; ATP binding; DNA binding. NCBI's taxonomy places the organism in Eukaryota, Metazoa, Arthropoda, Insecta, Diptera, Drosophilidae. Gene Ontology annotation, biological process: DNA biosynthetic process; lagging strand elongation; mitochondrial DNA repair. The transcript has 4 exons. The record is from RefSeq and is a predicted model, not a curated record. Gene Ontology annotation, cellular component: DNA ligase III-XRCC1 complex. The coding region runs from base 85 to 2523 and encodes 812 amino acids.
UUGACGCGCGAAUUGUCCAAGUUUCUGCAGUGCUCAGAAAGAUUGUAAAUAAAUAAUUGUAGAUAGUUGAAUUUUAUAUAAUUUAUGCUUAAAUUGGUGAACAAUAUUCGUGUGUGGCAUAUAAAUCGACUCUGUGGCAGGAAAAUGAGCAGCAAACAGUUGAAAAAUGAUGACAACAAACUGGAUACGUUUCGAAGCAUUUGUGAUGAAAUUGCCGCCGAGUCGAGUUACCUGAAAAAGGUGGAGAAACUGGAGCACUUUUUCAGGAAGGGUUCAAGCGGCAAGGGCUUUGAGGGCGACACCUUACAGUGGGUGCAAUUUCUCAUUCCCGGUGCCACACAACGUGUCUACAAUUUGCAGAACAAGGCGUUAAUUAAGUUGUUUGCACGCAUUUUGCAACAGAAUCAACAGGAGAUGCAUCUGAACUUGGAACAGGAUGGCGACAUUUCUGAGACACUCCGCAAACACUUUGCCGCCUCGAGUAAACUGAAACCGCAGACAGAGAGCAAACUCUACUUGCAUGAAGUGGAGCAAUUUCUGGGAGAGCUGGAGAAACGCACCAAGGAGGAUGAGCAGACGGAGGUUCUGCGAGAUCUUUGUAGGCAGGCAACAGAUUUGGAUCUCCGCACGUUUAUCAGACUGAUUAAACAGGAUCUGCGGAUUAAUGCACGAGCCAGGCAUAUAUUGGAUGCAUUCGGACCUCAAGCCUAUCCCGCUUAUCAGUCUUCCCGUGAUCUGACCGCUAUUGUGAAUGCAUUUGCUGGCAAGGCAACAUCCUCUCCUGCAGUGAAGACAGCUGGCAAGAAGACGAAGCUGGCAUCUAGUGGAAUACAGGUGAUGACACCUGUCUCGCCCAUGUUGGCCAAUGCCUGCAAAUCCGUCGAGGAUGCGUUCAAGAAGAAUCCCGGUGGAUUGUACAGUGAAAUCAAAUAUGAUGGCGAGCGUGUGCAAAUACAUAAACAGGGUGCUGAAUUUAAGUUCUUCAGUCGGAAUCUGAAGCCUGUCAUGGAUCACAAAAUUAAGCAGCUCAAGGAAUUUAUACCACGUGCCUUUCCCGGUGCCGAUGACAUGAUACUGGAUUCUGAAAUCAUUCUCGUGGACACCGAAACGGGAGCAUUGCUGCCUUUUGGCACUCUGGGUGCCCACAAGAAGCAUACUUUCGCCAAUGCCUCAGUCUGUCUCUUUGUCUUUGAUUGCCUGCUCUACGAUGGCGAGGAUCUCACCCAGCUUUCUUUUUGCAAACGUCGUGAGAUUCUCGAGCAGAACAUUCAACCCAUCAAAUCGCAUGUGCAGUUGUCAGAGUCGCAGUUUCUGAAGACCAAACAGGAGUUGGCCAUGAUGACGGCCAAGGUGCUGCAGGCCAAUCUCGAAGGCGUUGUGCUGAAGAGUCCCACGGGAACCUAUCAGCCUGGUAAACGCAACUGGCUUAAGGUAAAGAAGGAUUACCUCUUUGGUGGCAAAAUGGCAGACACGGCUGAUUUGAUUGUGCUGGGUGCGUGGUAUGGAUCCGGAAAGAAAGGCGGCGUGCUCAGCAUAUUUCUCAUGGGCUGCUACGAUGCACGCGAUCAUCUCUGGAAGACGGUCACCAAGGUGCACUCUGGCCUAGACGAUGCCACCAAUGAUGAAAUACAUGAAUCCCUGAUGAAGCUAACUGAGCGUGCUGAUUCAAACAAGAUUCCCUCAUGGUUACUCUGUAAAAAGGCACUGAUACCCGAUGUGCUGGCCAAGUCACCGGAGCAGAUGCCCGUUUGGGAGAUCACAGGUGCUGAAUUCACACAGUCGGAGGCACAUACAGCCGGCGGAAUUUCCAUUCGCUUUCCACGCAUUACGCGACUGCGAAGCGACAAAACUGCAAUGGAGGCUAAUGAUCUGGAACAUCUGGAGCAGCUCUAUGCGGCCUCCAAGAAAAAUGUAAACGUGGACUUGUUGCUGGCCAACUGUGACCAGACCGAAAAUGAUAAUGAAUUGAAAACGCAGCUGGAAAAGACACCGCAAAAGGGAAAAGCAGCUAACGUGGCUCAAACGAGCAGUAGAAAGAAACAAAGGCUGUCCAAGAAUGAAUCUGACAAUGAGAUGGAUGAAUCCACAAGUUGCAGUGCACGGAAAAAGACGAAACUGGACACAUCACAAGGCAAACUGAAAGAUUUCUUUGCACCCAAAAUGACAACAAUGAAUAUAAAGGUUGAAAACUCAGCUGAGACAAGAAAAUCUCCAGAAAUCAAGAAAGAAAACAUUAAGAGCGAGAAAAGUCAAUUAUUCAGUGGACUUGUGGCACACUUUUCAGCUGAUGCAGCCGAGUCCAAGCAAAUGAAUGAGUUUGUGCAACAUGGUGGCACAUUGACAACGAAUCCACAAAAGGCAAAUUUGGCAUUUCAUUGCCUUGAACAGGACAUGGAUUUGCAGCAGCUGAGACCCCUCUACCGUCGCAGUUGUCGCCAUCUAAACGUUAAGUGGAUGCAGGCAUCGCUGGAAUCCAAGAUCCUACAGCCUUAUCCCCUCUAUGCACUGCAUUUGAAAUCGUAGCCAAUUUAAUUUGCUAUAGAUCUAAGUCACAUAUAUUUACUUUUUUCAAUUUUUUCUGCGUUGAAAAUUGAACAGGAAAUUAAUAUGUAAAAAGCAGAAAAGUUACAAGUUCCUUGAAGGGAACAAA